GCCUGUGGCUCUAGGCAGAGGUAAGAAAAUCCGACCGAAAAACCAUCGACCUAUUUCGAGUAUCCAUCGGAAUCUUUCAAAUCCUCCAACGAAUUCAACGAAUGGAAUGAGUCGAUGAGGAGGGGUUGCCCGCCAGAGCAGCUGUUGCGCAUCGUCCAGAACCGAGAAUGAUCCUGGCCGGGGCCAGUGCGACGGGAUUCCUCGUCCAAGACCUUCUCGUCACCACAAUGCUCUUCGUCCGGGAUCUCGCUUUCAUGAGCGGCAGGGAGGUGCGAGUCGGACGCGAGUACCAACCGAAUGGAGUGACCGCCUACGAUCUGCGGCAGCCGGAGACGACAGAAUUCGUCCGGGAGGGAGAGCGGGCCUUGGAGGCUCUGAGGUCCCGCCUCGAUUCGGCGGACGUGUGGCCGCUGGAGGCGGAAUACCCGCGGGACGGGAUCGUCCUCAGGUCCCAGUUCCAGCCGCGUCUCGGCGUCUACUUCAUCUACACGGAGGCAGUGCUGAAUUACAACUUCGAGUGGGCAUUCAGGAAAUCCUGGGGAGUUCCAGGAAAGAAUUUGGAGUGGUACAAAGACUUCAGCAGGAACGAAAUCGUUCAGUGGAUUUCCGAAAAAUGUCGGAUUGUGCACGAGACGACGGAGCCGAUGCUCGGCGGCUGGAUCGCCGCGAGGGAUUUCGUCUCCGUCACCUGCCACGAGAAGAUCGGGGAGAAAAUCUACUGGCCCUUCUGCAAUGUCACCUGGCCCGGCCUCCCGCCGAAAGACGGGAUCGUGAGGAGCGUGGCGCACAUCGGGAGCGGGUAUGCAUUUUCCCCGCACAAAACGGACAAGACGAAGAGCGUCUUCCAAUCCAUCAACGGGAUGGACUUCCAAGUCCCGUUCGUCCCGACGAGCAUCCUGAAGACGUUCGCAGCGGCCAGGCACAGACAGUUCGUCCUCGCGCUGAGGAGGCACCUGGACGAGAUGGCUGCUUCUUCGUGA
Messenger RNA from Darwinula stevensoni, 980 nucleotides. Lineage: Eukaryota; Metazoa; Arthropoda; Ostracoda; Podocopida; Darwinulidae. The record is from the annotation of a GenBank genome assembly.